UUUUUAGAGUGACCACUUGGAAUAAUUUCAUAACAGCAGCGAGGAGGCUGUUUUUAUUUAUUGCAAUAUUAAAACAAUUAAUAUAAUCACUUAGAAUGAACCUCGGUCGCCUGCUGACCCCGCUGAGGAGCAGCACCUGGUCGGUGCGCAGCUAUGGAAAGCACAACAAGAAGUUCCUGUACAAGGACGGGCAGAAAUUCGAGGGAAUCACCUACUAUCCCAGGACCUCGGAUCACCAGGAUCCGCCCGUGGAGCCGGCGAAACUCUUCCGGGUGCAGCGCAUCAAGCCGGUGAAGGGUAAUCCCUACUGGGAGAAGCGAAUCCUCAAGGAUCUGGGCCUCGAUGGCAAGCAGAGCGACUUCACGGUGGUCAAGAACAUCCCGGAGAAUAACGCGCGCCUGUGGAAGGUCAAGCACUUGGUUAAGGUCACCCCGGUGACGUUUCCCUACGGAGAACCCACCGCCCAGGACGUUCGGCACACGAUACUCAAGGAGAACGGCGAGUGCCUGGUCACCAGGGACCUGGGAGCCAUCGAGAGCCGCCUGGAGGCGCGACGGGAGUACGAUGAACAGCCCCGGCGACUGGACACCGACCUGCUGCGCAAGGAUGCCCGCCUCAAGUGGCUGAAUCCCUGGUAGUUAAAUGCCCGUUCACUUUAUUCCUUAAAAUAUUUUAAAAAAAUACACAAAAAACACUUCGUGGAGGAGGCAUCACA
Messenger RNA from Drosophila takahashii, 715 nucleotides. It is a transcript of the gene mRpL30, whose product is annotated as mitochondrial ribosomal protein L30. The record is from RefSeq and is a predicted model, not a curated record. Gene Ontology annotation, molecular function: structural constituent of ribosome. Lineage: Eukaryota; Metazoa; Arthropoda; Insecta; Diptera; Drosophilidae. Gene Ontology annotation, cellular component: large ribosomal subunit; mitochondrion. Gene Ontology annotation, biological process: translation.